Monopterus albus (swamp eel) is the source of this 398-nucleotide messenger RNA. Its product is annotated as transcription intermediary factor 1-beta-like. The record is from RefSeq and is a predicted model, not a curated record. Lineage: Eukaryota; Metazoa; Chordata; Actinopteri; Synbranchiformes; Synbranchidae. The transcript has 3 exons. Gene Ontology annotation, biological process: innate immune response; positive regulation of type I interferon-mediated signaling pathway. Gene Ontology annotation, cellular component: nucleoplasm. The coding region runs from base 78 to 398 and encodes 106 amino acids. Gene Ontology annotation, molecular function: zinc ion binding; ubiquitin protein ligase activity.
GAAUGUUGCACAUGUACAGUGUGUGUGUGACUGGUGUUUGAUAGGAUUAACAUCUUCUGCCCCUUGGCUUUAAGGCCAUGAGUUCCAACCUUAACAUGGACACAACAGGAAGUCCAGAAAGCAGCCAACAGUGUGGCACCUGCAAUGCCGCCUCCUUCAGCUGUUGGUGUGUGGACUGCCGUGAAGCUCUGUGUGCCGUCUGUGUUUCAGCUCAUCGUAGAGUCUCAGUCACCAGAUUUCACAAACUCCUUAACCAGCCGCCUGCAGGAAGCAUCUUAACUCCCCCCACCAAGUUCUGCAGACAGCACCCAACAGAACCGCUCAAACUGUUCUGUUUCACCUGUAACAAGCUCACCUGUAGAGACUGUCAGCUCAUGACUCACAUGAAUCACAGGUAG